Drepanopeziza brunnea f. sp. 'multigermtubi' MB_m1 is the source of this 732-nucleotide messenger RNA. The record is from RefSeq and is a predicted model, not a curated record. Lineage: Eukaryota; Fungi; Ascomycota; Leotiomycetes; Helotiales; Drepanopezizaceae.
AUGCCAAGCCCCGCUCCCCACUUGGGUCUAGUCCCGAUGCACCUUCUCCCCAUCGGGUAUCAGAUCCCCCUCGUAGCCUUUCGGGCUGGACCUGGCAUGGGCAUGGAGGGCAUGGAUGGCAUGGAUGGCAUGGAUGGCAUCGAUCGCAUCAAGCCUUCAUUCACCCUCCACCCUUCACCCUUCACCGACGAGAGCGGGGUACCGUACUCUCUUACUCUGGACUCUGUCUCAAUUGAGUCAAUUGACUCGACUCCAUUGACUCAACUGACUGAUCGGUCCAUGGCAGCCCAAAUCAACCCCAACCCCAACCCCAACCCCAACCCCAGCCCACUCGCCCCCUCGCCCCCUCCCCCCCCUCGCCCCCUCGUGCACCCUGCGCCGGCACCCCCCUCCGUGAGCAUGUCGUGGACGUGGUGGUGUCGUGUGGCUGCCCUCCAUUGGGCUGCACGUCACGGGCGGAAGAGCCAGCCAGCCAAUCCCCUCCGCCAAUCCGUCCAUCGACAACGACAAGAACCCGAUCACAUUCCACGUGUUCGUGCUUCGGCUGUCCGCGGGACGCUCAUGGCCUCCAAAGCAAUUGAGUUGAGCCAAGUGGGGGGGCAGCAUCCUUGCCCUCCGGCCCACCGUCGUCAUCGUCAUACGAAGUACUACGUAUACUUGGUACACGACCGAGGAUACUCUGGAUGGUCGGGAGGUAUUCGCUUUCCAGACCUACUUAGUACUGUACCGUAG